CAGCCUUUUUCCCCCUUCCUGUCUGUGGGACCAACUCUAACCCCUGCCCUCUGUUUUCCCUUUCCUUUUUUUCAAGUUUCUGACGACGUUGCAGGCGCUAUCAUGGGAGGCAAGAACAAGCAGCGAACUAAGGGCAACGUACGGCCUUCUAGCAGUGGAAGAACAGCUGAACUUCUAGCUAAAGAACAAGGAACUGUUCCUGGAUUUGUUGGCUUUGGCACCUCUUCAAGUGACCUGGGAUACGUUCCUGCAGUUCAGGGAGCUGAAGAAAUAGAUAGCCUUAUAGAUGCUGAUUUUCGUAUGGUGCUAAGAAAACUUUCCAAAAGAGAUGUCACAACCAAGUUAAAAGCUAUGCAAGAAUUUGGGGCAAUGUGCAAAGAAAGAGAGACGGAGAUUGUUAAAGGAGUUCUACCUUACUGGCCUAGAAUUUAUUGUAAAAUUUCUCUUGAUCAUGAUCGCCGAGUCCGGGAAGCAACACAGCAAGCUUUUGAACAGCUUAUUCUGAAAGUCAGAAAACAUUUAGCUCCUCAUUUAAAAAACAUUAUGGGAUAUUGGCUUAUAGCUCAGUGUGAUAUUUACUCUCCAGCAGCAUCAGCAGCAAAAGAGGCAUUUGAAAAGGCCUUUCCACCAAGCAAACAACCUGAAGCCUUAAUGUUUUGUAAAGAUGAAAUUUUAAAUGUACUACAGGAUAAUCUUUUGAAAGAAACUCCUGAUACACUAAGUGAUCCACAAGCAGUUCCAGAAGAAGAAAGAGAAGCCAAGUUUCAUCGAAUUAUAACUUCUUCUUUAUUAUCUUUAAAGAAAUUGCUUUGUAUGAUGCCCGAUAAUGAGAUUAAAUCAUUGGAAGAGAGACUUAAGACACUUCUCUCUCAAAACAAAUUUUGGAAAUAUGGGAAACAUAACAUAGCACAGGUUCGUUCGGCUUUCUUUGAGGUAAUUACUACUUUUUGUCAACAUAUUCCUGAGUCCAUGAAUGAAGAAGCAUCAAGAGUUUGUCCAGCUGUUCUUCUUAGCAUUGAUGAUAGUGAUGCUAUUGUAUGCAUUGCUCUUUGGGAAGCUGUACUUCAUGUCCUUACUACUAUUGAGGAUUGUUGGAGCCAUGUAAAUGCAAAAAAAGGAGUUCUACCAAAAUUAUGGACAGUGCUUCAAGAAGGAGGAAGAGGACUUGCUACUGUUAUAUAUCCUAAUAUCUUGCCAUUUAUUAGCAAGGUGCCUCAUAAUGUUGCAGAUCCAAAGUUGAAUUAUUCAACAACAUUCUUCACUUCUAUAAUUAAAGGGCUAUUCACCGAAAGAGCGAUGGUUUGUCGUUCAGAAUCUUCAGCAAUCAUAUCAACUUUUAUGGAGUGUUUACAAUUUACAGUCCUACAGAAUAUUGGUGAAGAAGAAGAAGAAGUUAAAAUACAAGAAAUGCUUAUAAAUAUCCAGUUAAUUCCUCUCAUUGAUACAGUAAUUAAAGAGCCCAAGUUACAAAAUGGAUCUUUGUUUUAUGAGAUAGCAGACAUGCUGAAUGUUUGGAAAACAAAAGCAGAAAUAACUAAUGAUGAUAGAACAUCCAUCACUUUUCAGAGAAUGUUAUCUAACUUUUGGGAUGGCCUUUCAAAUAUAUGUGUGGGACAUGUUGCUGUAAUGGAUGCAGAUGAGAAAUCGUUGGCUGCUGUGUCUUCUUUGUUGCAAAUUCUUCAGAACCCAGAAAACAAGAUGAAAACAAGUAGAAAAAAAGCUGUAAAUGUAAGAUUUGUAGAAGACAGAAAAGUUGAAAUUAACGCCGAACGUGAGAAUUUUGUUGACAUGAGAACUAGCAAUGAAUCCAGUAAUGUUAUUCAUGAAAUUCAUAGGAAACAUACUUUUCCUCUACAGAAUGAAUCUUUAGAAGGUUUAGUUUGUAAACUUUCAGAACUAAGCAUAGGGUACACCAGCCAACAGACAUCUGACCAACACUUAAAGUUCCUCUCUGCUCUACUCAGCACCUUUGCUUCCCAUAAAGUUUUCCAGGUGCUUAUAGAAGAAAGCGAUGAUGUUCAGUAUGAAAAUCCAUCUAUUCAGUUUCUGCACGAAAAGUUAAUUGUUUGGCUGAAAGAAGAUUGGAGAAAAGAGACAGACUUCCUGGUUGAUAUUUUAUAUAGCAUUCUCCAUUGCUGCAGCAGUCCCAUAGAGAGGGAAAAUAUUCUCAAUGAUUUAACAAAGAUGGAUCUAAAAUGGAGUAUUCUUCUUCAAAUAAUCCAAAAGGCUUGUUCAAGCUCUGAAAAACAUUCCUUAAGUUCUACAUGGCUAAAAGGAGAUGUAUUAGGUGAGAAGCUUGUGACUCUGGCCCAUGAUCUGUGUAACAUCAGCUUGAAGAUGACAGUAACUUCAGCUGAAUCAUUUCAUUCAGAACAAUGGACUCUCCUAAGCUUGGUAUUAUCUCAGUUAAUUAAAAAUGAGUCCUUAAUUGGUGAAGUUUAUGUUAAAAGAAUAAUUGACAAACUUCAAGCCGCUCUGUCAAAAGCUAAGGAUCUUUCAGAAGCUGGAAAUACAGAACUAUCAGUGUCUUUCAUCUGUGACAUAGCCUCCAGUUUUUUCACUUCGGUUAAAGGAUGUUUAAUGAUGCCAUCCUCUGAAGAUUUAUUAUUCACUAUUUUCCAGUUAUGUGCACAGACCCAGGAUAUAACACGUUUAUCAGAUUUCCUUGUAAAUAAAUUGAAGCAUACUUGGAUGUGUGGCAUCACUUCACUUGUGUGUCAGCGUAGCAUUCUGCAUAAGGAGAGCAGCUUCCUACAGAAAUCUGCAUUCUGGGUCAAGAACCAGCUUCAGACAUCAGUAUUGGAUAUAAAAAGUUUGCAGGUUUUGAUCUCUGUGGUCAAUAAUUUGUUGACUACAUUGCUAGAAGCUGAAGAUGUUUCUGCUUGUGUUCUGAAUGAUUAUGUUGAAUGGCUUACUCCAACUCAGACUGAAUGGGAAAAGAUGCGGGAAUCUCUGUCCACUGAGUGGUUGAGGAAACCACUUCUGGAAGGAAGACUAAGUAUUAAUUGUGAAUUACCUGGAAUAGAUCAUAAAUUUUCUAUCCCAGCUAAACUUCCAAGUCAUCUUUGUACUGCAGCUCUGCUUAGUAGAAUGGCAUUAUUGAUACUGGAAAAGAAGGCUGUGUUUGAAAAUUCUGAAAUAGAAAGAAGAAAAAUUGAUAAUAUCAUUGUAGAACAGCUGUAUGCCUUACAGUGGAUUGAAGAAUUAGCAAACCCAUCUGGUUUGCUACUUGAAUUUCUUCAUAAUACUGAAGUAAUGAAAAUUUCACAUGAAAAUUUCUAUCUACUCAAUAUUUCCCAACUUUUACAAAUAUUGUUCAAUAGAUCAAAAGAGAGUGGACGACUUUGGGCUUUAACAAUGGCUAAAUUGAUAAAUACAAAAAACUUUGCACCCUCUGAGAUUAAAGCACUUUUUGAUUCAUUUGAGAGCUUUUUCCCAUUAACUGAAGGAAACCUGCAUACACUUCAGAGUCUGUCUCCAGUUUUAUCCGAGGAAGAUAAAGAAGAACUUGUCAUUAGAUUCACAGCUAAACUAAUGACAUGUAAUGGAACUGAUCUCUUCGGUACUGAGGGAGCAUUUGGAUAUCUUGGCAUUUUAAAUUCCUGCUUGAAUACUCAAGAUACUGAUUAUGGAGAAGUAAUGGCUGGAAUAUUGAAGGUCAUCGUAUCUUGGCGCAGUGAUUAUGAAGAUAGUUUUCUUUUCAGCUGCAAUCUACAAGAAACAAAUCCACAGCUGCUUGGUUUAAAUAUAGAAAUGAUCCGUUUCAUUUCUCUGUUGCUGAAGAAGCCUGUCUCCUUAUUGGAGAGUGAAUGGGAUUUUGUCAUGUGCUCCAUGCUAGCAUGGUUAGAAACAACCUGUGAAAACCCAGAAGUCUUUCCUGCCGCACAGGUACAAGUCUUUGCUUCUGUUAGCUGUGACCUGAGUGCUUCUCUAAGUGCAUACUUCCAGGCAGCAACUCCUGAAAUCGUUGAAAAAUUUCCAGAAAACCUCAUGUCUGAAUGGCGGGACUUCUUUUCAGAAGGCAUUCAUAGCUUGCUUCUGCCUCUGUUGGCAAAAAUCACCAGAAAAGAACAAGAUGUAAUGGAAACAUCAUUUCAGAACUCCAUGUUGAAAUCUUUGGGUAAAGCUUUAACAUAUAUAUCAAAGGAUCAGUUACUGAACCACAGGCUUCCUGCCAAAUUUGUUGCUGGUCAGAAAACAAAUCUCCCUGACAAUAUACAGACUUUGUUAAAUACUUUUUCUCCAUUAUUACUCUUCAGAGCUAGACCUGUUCAAAUUACAGUGUACCACAUGCUAAACAAGAUAAUGUCUGAUUUACCUAAAUUUGACAACGUGGAUCUCAGAUCUUAUGGUGAUGAAGAGGAGGAACUAUUAUUGUCCCCACCAGCAGCACUUAUGACUGUUCUUACCACUCAGGAAGAUUUACUAGAAAACAUCCUAGAAUGCAUUCCAGUUGGAGAAUUUGCAGAAAUUCAGCCAAUGAGUGAUGAGUUUUGCCUUAUUUUAGGAUACCUUCUUACCUGGAAAUUAAUUCUUUCUUUCUUCAAAGGAGCUUCUUCCCAGCUUCGAGCUCUUUAUUCACAAUGCCUUCGAAGAACUAAGAGUUUGAAUAAACUAUUAUAUCACUUGUUCAGGCUUAUGCCAGAAAACCCAACUUUUCCUGGAUCAAUAUCAGAGCUUUCAAAUAAAGAUGUAAAAACAUAUUUUACUGAAGAGCUUGAUUUAGACAUCAAAGACACACUAGCAAUGUCUUCACACAUUCCACAUUUGGCUUGCACUGUCUAUUGUAUGACCUUAAAAGAUUUGCCAGCUAUGGUUCGUCUUUGGUGGAACAGUUGUGAGAAGCGAGUCUUCAACGUUGUAGAUAAAUUUACAAGCAAAUACGUUAGUGGUAUAUUGUCUUCCCAAGAAAUAUCUUCUGUGCAGACCAGUACCCAGUUGUUUAAUGGCAUGACGGUAAAAGCUCGAUCUGCCACUCGAGAAGUCAUUGCUACUUACUCAGUUGAUGAUAUAUUCAUUGAACUGAUCAUACAGCUUCCCCCAAAUUAUCCUUUGGGCUCCAUAGCUGUAGAGAGUGGGAAAAGGGUUGGUGUAGCAGUUCAGCAAUGGCGCAAUUGGAUGCUGCAGCUUAGCACUUACCUCACUCAUCAGAAUGGAAGCAUUAUGGAAGGGCUAGCAUUGUGGAAAAACAAUGUGGAUAAACGAUUUGAGGGUGUUGAAGACUGCAUGAUCUGUUUCUCAGUUAUACAUGGCUCCAACUACUCCCUUCCCAAAAAAGCUUGCAGAACAUGCAAGAAAAAGUUCCAUUCAGCCUGCCUGUACAAAUGGUUUACAUCUAGCAACAAAUCCACUUGCCCUCUUUGCCGAGAGACUUUCUUCUGAUAUACAUCAUUUUUCUGCUUCAGUGAGCCUAAAGAAGCAAUUGAAAACCAUCAUACUUGGACUGAGCAGUAAAACCUUAAUUUCUUCACUUACAAUAAAAAGUUUGAACUGA
Pantherophis guttatus is the source of this 5494-nucleotide messenger RNA. RefSeq names its product listerin E3 ubiquitin protein ligase 1 (gene LTN1). Gene Ontology annotation, cellular component: cytosol; RQC complex. NCBI's taxonomy places the organism in Eukaryota, Metazoa, Chordata, Lepidosauria, Squamata, Colubridae. Gene Ontology annotation, biological process: ribosome-associated ubiquitin-dependent protein catabolic process; rescue of stalled cytosolic ribosome. Gene Ontology annotation, molecular function: ubiquitin protein ligase activity; ribosomal large subunit binding; zinc ion binding. The record is from RefSeq and is a predicted model, not a curated record.